UGACACAAUGAAACGCACAAUGAGGAGCUUCACUUUGACAACAGCUUUACUUCUCUGCAACCUCAGCUGGAUCUCUGUCUCAGGUUCUGAGUCUCACACUGUGGAGGUCCAGCCUGGUGAAGAAGUCACACUGACGUGCACCAACAUUUCCAGCAGUCCAUGUCAGACCGACUGGUUCAGACUGAUCAACAGAACCAAGCCCAGCUGCAUCUCCUCCAUGUACGGGGCUGAUGGUGAAGCUUCGUUCUGUGAUGGAUUUCAAAGUGGAUUUGAAAUGAGCUCCAACAUCUCCACUGUCUUUCUUAAAAUCAAGCGAGUGGAUUUAUCUGACUCUGGAGUGUAUUUCUGUGGAUUCUACAAAGACAAACAUACAGUCAUCGGCGAUGCAACACAUUUGAAAGUUCAAGGUAAUGGUGAAUCAGACGGUGACCAGGAUUUUGAGACUGAAAAGGAGCCUGAUGGAAUGACAAACCUAAUGAGUGUGAUCCUGGGUGGUGUGACUGUUCUCCUCACUGUAGUCGUCAUUGCUCUGGCUGUUAAAAUCAGAAAACUUCAGAUAGCUGAAAAUGAAGAACUGCAUCCGGAAAGAAACAAGAAUCCAUGCACUGACGACCUGAACUCUGCAGCACUGAGGUUCCUUCCAGAGACAAUAAGGAACAGGAGGCCUGAAUCAGAGAGAGAAGUGGAGACUCGCGUCAUUUACACCGCCAGCAGAUAGACUCGGGAAGCAACUGUAACUGCAACUCUCAGUGUAACAUUGCAACUUUUUUUUUUAUAAAGUUCCUAAACUGGUCAGUUCAUCUUUGUUUCUUUUUUAUUUUGUCUGCCUCCAUUUUUUCAUUUGACAGGGACAAGAACAUAAUUGAUGAGGGGAAGACAAAAGGGACACUGAUGACUGUUAAACUUACUCAUAUGGAGAGUCAAAUGGUUUGUCAGGGGGAGGGAGAAAUGAGUGAGAUAUCCCCUGACAGGAAGAGACAGCUCAGUGUGGUCUGAGCACAGCUAACAUCAAAGUCACAAGGCCAAGUUAGUAAAAUACAAAAAAGAAGCUGACUACUUUGUUUGUUUUUUUUGUUUUGUUUUUUUUAACAAAAUAUCAACAUUUAUUUGUAUAUAUUUGGAAAUACAUAAUAAUAGAAUGAACCAGCACCUAAUGGUGACAAACUGUCUGCAUGAUAAAGUCUCCACCACAGGAAGACUUCAUGACCACAAAAAUCAAACAACUUGUUGUUUUUAAAGCCUAAGUAAUGCUACUAAAGUUGUCAUCACUUCACUACUGCCCAUUGUCACCUUCUUCAAAGCCAUGUUGUACAGUUUACUGUUAUCUUUCAUUCUAUUUGCAUGCAGCAAGAACUGUAUCGA
This is a messenger RNA of Epinephelus moara (kelp grouper), 1362 nucleotides long. RefSeq lists its product as uncharacterized. The record is from RefSeq and is a predicted model, not a curated record. The transcript has 6 exons. The coding region runs from base 8 to 718 and encodes 236 amino acids. Lineage: Eukaryota; Metazoa; Chordata; Actinopteri; Perciformes; Serranidae. Gene Ontology annotation, biological process: response to bacterium.